CUUACAUGUUGCUCUUAUUCCUUGAUAAUCAUUCCUUGGUUCUUAUUCCUUAGUUCUUACUCCUUAAUUAUUAUUCCUUGAUUCUUAGUUAUAGCAGCCCCCAUUCUUAGGGGAUAUGAGUUUCAUUUAUUGCUUCAUGAUGCAAAAACAUGAUGUCAGGCGGCCUUCGUAGGCCAGCUUUCAGCAUAAAUAGCUUGUUCUGCUCUGCUUGUUCUGCUAUACUUGCACUCCUCCGCUUGCUCACAUAUCAAUCUACUUGCUCUCUGAAGAAAUUUUCCAACUUCUCCGAAAUCAUGCUUCUUAGUGCAGCUAGUACGCUACUUUCUAUGGUAGCAAUUGCCCAUGGCUGGUCAUUCACUGUCUUCUCUGGACCAGGAUGUAACCCGCUCAGUCCUUCGUCAACUUGUACUUAUUCGGGUUCCUCCAAAAUCUGCUGUCACGGAACCUCGGGUCAGACAUGGGGCUCUGCAGAACUCUACGGCGGGUCUGGCUGGACUGUCUAUGCAUUCUCUGGUCCCGACUGUGGAAACUUAGGCGAUGCAUACGACUCCUGGAGCGAUGGAGAUUGCCAUUCAUCCAGUUCAGAUCGCUAUGGGGUGUAUGGUAUAGUACCAAAUCAGGCAGCAGCCAGCGCCACCAACGAUACUCUAGAGUGGGUGAAUGUCAAGUCUUCGUAAAUGGAAGGUAGCACGGGGCGGACGACGAGAAAGGUGUCUCUAGCAGGCCAAAGCUGUGUACCCCGGAGUACCUAGGCUAAGGCGUUAUUAGCUGCUUUACGUUGGUUCCGCAUCUCAUACCGGAUUAGUAUAUUUAUAUAAGAACAUUCGUUUAGUAUAGCAAAAAUCCAGCAAGUGAUGUUCCUAAGUAGGAAU
Messenger RNA from Talaromyces proteolyticus, 872 nucleotides. RefSeq lists its product as uncharacterized. NCBI's taxonomy places the organism in Eukaryota, Fungi, Ascomycota, Eurotiomycetes, Eurotiales, Trichocomaceae. Bases 150 to 677 code for a protein of 175 amino acids. The transcript is spliced from 3 exons. The record is from RefSeq and is a predicted model, not a curated record.